GGCGGUUGGCAAUCAGAUCUUAAGAGUCAAUGUAUUAAAGGAACGACCUCGUAAAGACAAUUUCUUAUCAAUACGCUAUAGCACUGGGAUAAUACUUGUCUAUAGAAAUGAACAUCCCGGGUACAUCGAACCGCGCGAAGAAGUAUGGGAAAAACGCGUUCAAAUAAAUUUCAAUAGCGAGAAGGGUUUAAACGGUUCCACCGUCAAUGUAUUAAAGAAACGACUUCGUAAAGACAAUUUCUUAUCAAUACGCUAUAGCACUGGGAUAAUACUUGUCUAUAGAAAUGAACAUCCCGGGUAUAUCGAACUGGUAGGUCAAGCAAUAUUUCGCGAAUAUUGA
Funneliformis mosseae is the source of this 340-nucleotide messenger RNA. The record is from the annotation of a GenBank genome assembly. NCBI's taxonomy places the organism in Eukaryota, Fungi, Glomeromycota, Glomeromycetes, Glomerales, Glomeraceae.